Messenger RNA from Hydractinia symbiolongicarpus, 2321 nucleotides. RefSeq lists its product as uncharacterized. The record is from RefSeq and is a predicted model, not a curated record. Bases 712 to 1476 code for a protein of 254 amino acids. The transcript is spliced from 4 exons. Lineage: Eukaryota; Metazoa; Cnidaria; Hydrozoa; Anthoathecata; Hydractiniidae.
AAAAAGAUGCAUUAUAGACGGAAAAAUCAGGGCUAAAAAAGAUGUCUUUCAGAAAUGUCUAAAAGAUGUCUUUUAGAGCUCUUUGUGCCGGCUGGGUGUGAUGCCAACUGAGAGGGAAUGUAUUUGUUGCCAAGAACUCAAUGAGAUAAAAUAUGCUCAUUUGAAUGGUCUUACAGAUAUGCAGCAUACCGCCAGUUUUGUUGGUUCAUUCACACAAGAUUGGGAAUAGGUGUACAUCAUGUCAUACCCUCUUGUGUUGUGGAAAGGAUACGUCAAUAGUACCCUAGUCUUGAUGGAAGAUAUGUUGGUUUCUGCAAAGAAGCGGAAGUUCAAAGGUGGAUUGUUCUUGGAGAGGAGACGAGGAAAACUAAUAGUUUUGGCAAAAAAAAUUAUGUUAAUCAAUUCACCUUUAUAAUAUCUAUGCAUUGAUAAAUUUUAAAUACACAUCCCUUAACAGGUCUUAAAUUACUGAUGACAAAAAUGCCAAUUUUGCUAUUGCUUAAAUAUGACAUCAUAAUUAAUGCAGCAUAAUUAAAUCUAAAAUCCUUUAAAUGUGAAUCUCUUGAGAACGAAAAGAGCUUUUUAAAAAUUUUAAAAAGACUUGCUAACCAACUUUUUAAGCUCUAUAAUACAAGUCCAACAUCAUUUUAUACCUCGGGUUCCCUUUAAGUUAUAUAUAGAUUUUUUUAUAUUUUGGAGGUUAGAAUAUUAAUGGAAGCAGAAGGAGAAAUGAAGACAGAAUGUGAACAAGCUGAAGGAACAACAACCAUACAUGUCACACUGCAGCAAGCACUGACUCAAAAAGAAUCUGAAGUUCUUUCUCUUAUCAUUCAAAACGAAGAAACUGAGGUGUUAAGUGCACUAUGUGAACACACAGAUGGCAUAAUACCAGGAGAAGUAGCUAGUGAAUAUAUAGCAGAACAUAUCAAAGGUGAUAUAGCUGAGCCUCCUAGUGAAGUUGAGAAUAAAUUAAAAGACAAUGCAAACAUGGAAGAGGCUACAUUGGAAUUAAAUGCUGCAGAUGUUGCUUGGAUAUCCUUACUAACUAAAUUUGAAUAUGUUAACGAAGGCCGAAUCCGUGGUUAUGUAGAAGGGGAGAAGGCGUUUCUAUGUUUAUGGGAAAGCUUUCAGUCCUCAACUAUGACAUCAUUUUCUGUUAGAAGCAGUGACCGCUUUUAUAAAUUUGCAGAUAAUUCUGAGGAAGGUGCCGUGUUGGGCCGUAUUUUAAAGGGUACACCACGUUGGAGUAGGUUGCCACUGGUACCUUUUGAUGGUGUACCAUUUGUUACCGUAGAUAGAAAGUACUUUGGAUGCAGGUUGGGUGGGAUCGAGAGACGUAACAGUAGAAAAGGACAGUGUAAGUCUUCACGAAAUGGGCAAACUGUAAAAGUUGGCUGUCCAGCAGAAGCCGAAGUUUUGGAGAAUCUGUCAACAAGCGUUGGAAAGAUGCAAAUGAGCAAGAAAUGCAACGCAUAAUUGGGACCAAGCUGCGAAACACUCCCAGUCACAGGAUCAGAGACAUAAGGGGUACAUUAAAUGUAUAAAUAAACACAAAGGAAAAGCCCUUUCGACUUAACUCAUUUAUGAAUAGCAUAUAUACAUUUAAUCUUCUUUAUUAUUUCCAAUAUUUAUUUUGUUUAUUUUGGCCUUGCAAGCUUUAUGACGAAUUUCAACUACUAGUAAUUUUCACAGAAUUUUUAAAGUGAUUCUUUCCUAUGGCCUAAGCUUAACAUGCUUAAGAUUUUUUUGAUUAGAGUACCAAUUUAUGCUUUAAAUAGCAUGGUUUAUUUAAAAACUGACAUAGAAAUUAGUGUACAUCUCUACGCAUGGAUAAGUUAAUAGGUAGAAUUCAUAAUUUAGAUUAUUUUAAUAAUUAGAAUUUGUAAAUAUGAAUAUGAAUGAUUUUAUUGUAUAGUGUUUAUUAUAAAUAAUAUUUUUUUAUUUAUUUCUGGUUAUAUUUGCUUACUGUAAUGUAAAAUACUAGUCGUUAGCCGUGGAAAAAUCCACGGUUUUGUCCUUUGCAGCUAAGCUACCAUUUUGCAUGGCAGACAGACAGACGUACAGACGUAUACAGGCAUUAUAAUAUAGAUAAUAUUUUUUUAUUUAUUUCCGGUUAUAUUUGCUUACUGUAAUUGUAAAAUACUAGUCGUUAGCCCAUGUAAAAAUCCACGGGUUUGCCCGUCGCAGCUAAGCUACCAUUUUGCGUGACAGACAGACAGACAGACGGACAGACAUUUACGGCCAUUAUAACAUAGAUAUUUAUUGUUUAGAGUGUCAAUACGAAUUUCAUAUAAAAAGUUUAAAAUAUUUUAAUCGCAAAA